Molecule: messenger RNA, 1014 nt
Organism: Penicillium samsonianum
Lineage: Eukaryota; Fungi; Ascomycota; Eurotiomycetes; Eurotiales; Aspergillaceae
Product: glycerophosphodiester phosphodiesterase
Exons: 4
Coding region: 1-1014 (337 amino acids)
Biological process (GO): lipid metabolic process
Molecular function (GO): phosphoric diester hydrolase activity
Source: RefSeq, a predicted model, not a curated record
AUGGGCGACGCAUCACCUCUAGAACCAGAAGAGCAUUCGCAUGAAAUUCCAGCUCAUUUCCACCACUCGCCGGUUGCCCGCGCCUCCCCGCGGUUACCUCAAGCCAUUGCUCAUCGAGGGUUCAAAGGCCAAUAUCCCGAGAACACUCUAUUAUCAAUUGACGGCGCAAUCCGGGCAGGUGCUCACGCCCUCGAGCUCGACCUUCAUAUCUCCCGCGAUGGGAUCGUGGUGUUAUCACACGACCCGAGCCUCAUGCGCUGUUUUGGCAUCAAGAAGAAGGUCGCCGACUGCGACUGGGAGUAUUUAAAAACUCUGCGAACUUUACAAGCCCCCCAUGAACCGAUGCCUCGAUUGGUCGAUGUGUUGGAAUACCUAAGACAACCAGGUCGGGAGAAUUUUUGGAUCUUGCUAGAUAUAAAGCUCACCAAUGAACCCUUCGCUAUAAUGGAAAGAAUUGCCAAAACCAUCGAGUCAGUCCCUAUGCCCGCGAUCGGCCCCGACUGGCACCGACGAAUCGUUCUCGGCUGCUGGUCUGCACGAUACCUACCCGCACGAGCAAAGCACUUGCCACGGUAUGCAGUGACGCUCAUAUGUUUGGACUUGAGCUAUGCGCGCCAAUUCCUCCAAGUACCUCUUAUAUCCUUCAGUAUCAACCAAAUGAUCUUGAUGGGCCCGCUAGGGCGAGGGUUUUUAGACGAGGCGCGCGCAGCCCGCCGUCGAGUCUAUGUUUGGACGGUGAAUGCGCCGAACCUAAUGCGUUGGUGUAUCCGACACGAGAUCGACGGCGUCAUUUCCGACGAGCCCGGUCGAUUCCGGCAGGUCUGUGAGGGCUGGGAGAAGGAACAUAAAGGUGUAUUGAGUGUCCCGAAUCCCAAUUUAGAUCGGAUCACUUUCAGACAACGUAUCCAGAUCAUUGCUGUGGCGCUUUAUGUCAUUUGCUUUGGAUGGAUCUUGAAGCGCAAGUACCUUACUCCUGUUGAGCGACUAGAGUUUGAGGAACACAAGUCGAUAUAA